Molecule: messenger RNA, 762 nt
Organism: Fonsecaea multimorphosa CBS 102226
Lineage: Eukaryota; Fungi; Ascomycota; Eurotiomycetes; Chaetothyriales; Herpotrichiellaceae
Exons: 3
Coding region: 1-762 (253 amino acids)
Source: RefSeq, a predicted model, not a curated record
AUGCCUGUCAGGAAAUGGAACGAUGCGGAAAAGCUCACUCUCCUCCGAACUGCCAUUGCGUGUUCCCCAAACUUCAAACUCGAUGCCAACAAAGUCUCUGAGAUGUGGCCCGGUGAUGACGACAAUGCAAAGCCCACUGUUCGCAGCGUUCGCGAUAACUUUCACAGCAUCAUGAAGCACGCUCAAGACCUCGAGGCCCUGCGUCAAAUCAAGCAAGGAGGAGCAGCUGCGAAAGACGAGGACGAGGACGAAGACAAGAACGCCGACCACAAAGCAAAGUCAGUCUUUGCUGUCCCUUCUGCACCCUCUGCAACUACAUCAUCCAUGACCAAGUCUUCAGACUCAAAGAACCCAGUCACAACUCCACGCCGCGGUCUGACUCUCAUGAACAAGCGCUCCACUGCGAAUAAAUCAAGCACCGGAUCCAAGCGCAAGGGCCGUGCCGAGACACCCUGCUCCGACGACGAGAUGCGGUCAGCAAGCGAGACCACCUCAGGCGAUGAGGUUGAAGUUGACACGCCAACGCCACUGGCUCGGAAGACCUUGCCGGUGCGAAAGACUCGCCGUGCCGCCAGGGCCCCGUCCGAGGACGUGCUUGGUGGCGCGGCGGCCGAGGUGGUUGAUGAAGGGGCGAAGCAAGUGGAUACCGAGGGCUCCGAUGGGGAGUACGACCUUGCGAAAGAGCGGGAGAAGAAGGCGGCCCGCAAGGCCAAGCUUGCAAAGCAGGCCGCGAAGCAGGCCGCAAAGCGGGCUCGCAAGUGA